Molecule: messenger RNA, 732 nt
Organism: Hordeum vulgare subsp. vulgare (domesticated barley)
Lineage: Eukaryota; Viridiplantae; Streptophyta; Magnoliopsida; Poales; Poaceae
Product: GDSL esterase/lipase At5g03610-like
Exons: 3
Coding region: 1-732 (243 amino acids)
Molecular function (GO): hydrolase activity, acting on ester bonds
Source: RefSeq, a predicted model, not a curated record
AUGACCUUCGCCACCGGCGGCUCUGGCGUAUUGGAGGCGCCGCAGGAGGUGCCGACCCUCGGCCAGCAGGUCGACAGUUUCGAGAAGCUCCUCAGGAGGAAAAUCAUUUCGCCCGCGCGCCUCCCCGACUCCGUUUUCCUCAUCGCCAUCUCCGGCAAUGACUACAUGCCCACUGUCUCCCUCCUGGGCAACUCCUUUGGCAAUGUGACUGCUGCCAUUUCCGAGACUGCGGGAAAGGUAACGAAUGGGAUCGUGGCGAACGUGAAGCGGCUGCGGAAGCUCGGGGCGAAGAAGAUUCUGGUGAACAACAUGCACCCGCUCGGCUGCACGCCGCGGCGCACCAGGCCUAGCAACUACACAAGCUGCGACGACCAUGGAAACAUGGUCACGUCCAUCCACAACAGCAACCUGAAACAAAAGCUGAGGGAUAGCCCCGCCAUCCGCAUACUCGACCUCAACACAGCCUUCACCAACAUCAUCAACGGGACCUCCGGUAAAUCGUCGCCACUGUCAGAGCAGUUCACGAACAAGCUGAAGCCGUGCUGCGUGGCUGAGGAUCCCGAGGGUUUCUGCGGGGAACUAGCAGGGCCCUUCGAGCAUCUUUACAAGCUGGACGGAGCUAACGUCAAGAGAUAUUUCUAUUGGGACGACAUGCACCCCACACAUGCAGGCUGGGAGGUCGUCAUGGCACAACUUGAAGGGACCAUCAAGGAUUUCCUCAACAUGAACUAG